Molecule: messenger RNA, 2659 nt
Organism: Xylona heveae TC161
Lineage: Eukaryota; Fungi; Ascomycota; Xylonomycetes; Xylonales; Xylonaceae
Exons: 4
Coding region: 412-2628 (738 amino acids)
Biological process (GO): nucleosome assembly
Cellular component (GO): CAF-1 complex; nucleus
Source: RefSeq, a predicted model, not a curated record
CUUCUUACAACUUUCUGCCAUUGACGAAUUGAUUACUACUGCUGUUUUUCUUGCAAACAGGAUCAACAGGCUCAUGAGAUACCGAACUCCAUAUCAUUGGCAGAUUUCACUAUUGGCGACACAGUGUGCAAGUGUGCAAGCGUUACAAUUGCACGACUCCCGUGUAUACGUCUGCACGCUCGAAUCAAGUUGGGCCUUGAUUGCAGGAUAUAUUGCUGUGUUUGAAACCCAAGGCUACAGACUUGCCGGUCUGAGGAAUUUAAGAUUCUCGAACGUCCAAGGCAAAUCUUGAGGAGGGAAAUUGGCUGGUGUCAUUGAAUUGUCCAAGUUCAGCACCAAGGACAACUGUGAAGACCCCGGAAUAGGAUUUGGGGUGGAAUCAUAUUGCGGGGUGUACGAGCUACUGUGGAAAUGUCGGCGGCGACUCUGGACGCGUCGAUUCCGCAGAACAGGGCCUUGUCGGUCGAGGAGAAGGAUAGCAGGAUGGUGGAAAGAAAGGAUACCGAUGGGGAUGUUGCUAUGACGAUGGAAUACAAAACUGUCGAGGAGGAUGUGCAGAUGGUUACGGAAGACAAACCUACCGCGGAGGACGUUGAUAUCACAAGGGAACAAAAACUUUCAACGCCUGCAUCUCCUUCGUCUGCCUCGGUUUCGGCCCACGGAUCUCGAAACGGCAGCAUGCCGCCCGAAAGCACUGCUUCCAGUCGACUCAGUUCACCUGAGCUGAGUGAUAUCGAUUCAACAAAAUUCGAUGAUGCUAGCGAUGACGAGAAACCCACGCCUGUGAAGACUGAUGCCAAUGGCGAAUCAGUCGCGGGCCCUUCCAGCCCUUCCGCCCCUCCUACAAAGAAACGAAAGUUGACAUUCGCUGAGAGAGAAGAAGCGAAGCGUGUAGCGCUAGCUGAGAAGGAAGCAAGGAGAAAAGCCAAAGAAGAGCGCGCGAAGGAGAGAGAGGAAAAGGAAAAGGAAAAGUCGGAGCAAAGGGCAAAGAAGGAGGAAGAAAAAAGGGCCAAGGAGGAGGAGAGGCGGAAAAAGGAUGAGCAGCGGGAAGAAAAACGGAAAGCCCGCGAGGUGGAAAAGUUACAGCGAGAGGGUGAGAAGAAGAAGAAGGAAGAGGAAAGACGAGCAAAGGAGCUAGAAAAGCAAAAGAAGGAGGAAGAAAAGAAUAAAAAGGAAAAGGCACAGUUACGUCUGAAUGCGUUCUUUGCAAAGCCAGCUCCGAAGCCAGCGGCAGAGUCCGGCGAUGCUGCGCCUGAAGCGCCUGCUGAAAGAACGGAACGGCCAAGAGCCGGAUCACCAGAGGCGCGCAAUUCGCCGUCGGGAUCACGACUCAGCUCGCAGUCUCCUGGAAAGACACGCCAGUCUGACUACCGACAUGACUUCCAAUCUUUCUUCCUGCACCCGCACACCAGAGUCGCACCGAUCAAUCGGUUCAGCAGGGAUCGUGAGGCCUUGCAGUGUGGUCGAGAAAAGAUUGAUUCAAGCUUACAGCAAGCUGAAUGCGAUCGACCGCCCCUAGAGCCGGUCAAUUUUGCAGAGUUAUUACACCUUCCUACCACACAGCGCUGUCCGCGAGGGAAAAAGUAUCCCCGUACUGCCCGCGUAAUUGCUCAGAUGCACGGUUCUUCAGAAAAUAAUCCGGUCGACUUGACCGGCUCAGGGGAUGGGUCCAAGGCGCGGAAACCUACCGAUAUGCUCAAGGACGUACCAUUGAAGUAUCUCAGGUUUGCGGAGGAUGUUCGACCACCGUAUGUCGGAACUUUUAGUAGACAACCUGGUGAUGAUUCAGCCCUCCGCCGCGGACGCAACCCUUUUCAACGUGCCCUGCCUGAGACAAAUUACGACUAUGAUUCCGAGGCCGAGUGGGUUGAGCCAGAAGAAGGAGAAGAGCUAAACUCGGAAGGAGAAGAAGAGCUGAGCGAAGACGACGGAGAUGAUCUGGAAGGUUUCCUCGAUGACGAGGGUGAAGGAGCAGGUACAGCGGUCAAUAAGCGGCGCCUACUCACCGGAGAUCUGGAACCUGUCUCGACCGGGUUAUGCUGGGCGGGAUCCCCAGGCGAUGGGAAGAAGCAGCGCGCAUCAGACCAUUUCAAUCUCCACGACUACAAAAUGGAGAUUAUUCACGAAAACCAUUAUUCCUCUAUCAACCCCUUCUCUACAGAAUACUGGCAGAAACCCGAACCAGUAUCUGUACCCCAUCCCGCCAGCGUCAGCCCCGCAUCAUCAGCAUCAGCCAAAAACAGUAACAAACUCACCGAUAUGCUCCGUCCUCCUCUCCACGCCGCAAGUCGACCUCAUCCCGGCAUCAAUACCCUCGGCGCAAGUCCAUUGCGGACAUCUUCUCAUAGCCAAGGUACCGAAAACGAGGUUGCGCUUGCGCAGCAGAAGCAGACUCCGUCGCGAGGUAGACAAGUCACGAGGAAGGCGUCCUUGAGUCCAGAAGAACUGGUCGAGUUCAAACAGGCUGUGCAUGGAAGCGACUUGACAAAGGCGGGGCUCAUUGAAGUUUUGAAAAAGAGAUUCCCUAAACAUUCCAAGGACAUUAUCAAAGAUACUCUGACAAGUAUUGCCCAGCGAGUAGGCACCAAGGAAGCAGACAAGCGCUGGGCCGUCCUCGAUGGUGUAUGAUUACUUUUUUCCCUCUUGUUCCUUCUCUCCC